Molecule: messenger RNA, 3209 nt
Organism: Anoplopoma fimbria (sablefish)
Lineage: Eukaryota; Metazoa; Chordata; Actinopteri; Perciformes; Anoplopomatidae
Gene: gprc5c
Product: G protein-coupled receptor, class C, group 5, member C
Exons: 5
Coding region: 273-1529 (418 amino acids)
Biological process (GO): G protein-coupled receptor signaling pathway
Cellular component (GO): signaling receptor complex; extracellular exosome; intracellular membrane-bounded organelle
Molecular function (GO): protein kinase activator activity; G protein-coupled receptor activity
Source: RefSeq, a predicted model, not a curated record
GAGACCAUCACAGCAGUCGGAUCGUUAUAAAAACGCUCGUGGAGGAUUCUUAAAGGUUUUGGUUUUCUCUCUUAAAUCGGAAGUGAACUGUUUUAACUUUCUGUCUGUUUGUAUCAGAUUUCAUCGAAAGGAGGAAACUUUUUUUAUUUUGAACUCUGCAUGAUUUACCUUCAACUGUGUGGAGCAGGUGAAGAAGAUCAACAAGCAUUCAGCUACUGCCAGGAUCCCAGAACAACUCGUCCAAACUGAACCCUGGUUUUCUCCCAGUCGCCAUGAGUACCAACGCCACCCCUCGGGGUUGCGGCCCCGAGGUGGACUCCCUCUAUUACAAUCUGUGUGACCUCAACGUUGUGUGGGGCAUCGUGCUGGAGGCCUUCGCCGCGGCCGGCAUCGUCUUCUCCGUUGUGCUUUCCAUCUCGCUGCUGGCCAGCUUGCCCUUCAUUCAGGACAAGAACCGCAGGAGCUCGGUGGUGCUCCAGGCCUUCUUCGUGGUCUUCACCGCCGGCCUCUUCUGCCUGACCUUCGCCUUCAUCGUGGGAAAGGACUUCUCCACGUGCGCCUCCCGGAGGUUCCUCUUCGGCGUGCUGUUUGGCGGCUGCUUUGCCUGCCUCCUGAUGCAGUGUGUGAGGCUGAACUUCCUCGCCCGGCGGGACAGCGGGCCUCGGGCCUGGGUCUUGUGUCUGGCGGCGUUGGGGCUGUGGCUGGUGGAGGUGGUCAUCAACACCGAGUGGCUGAUCAUCACGGUGGUUCGGCACCCACAGGGGCCGCUCAACGCCACGGCCGAAACCGGCAGAGCCACGGCGACGCCAUGCAACGUUGCCAACGAGGACUUCGUCAUGGCGCUGAUCUACGUGAUGACCCUGAUAUUGGCCGUGGUGGUGGCGAGUCUCGCCAUCAUGGCGGGCAAACACAACCAGUGGAAGAAGGAAGGCGCCUUCAUCCUUCUGAUCAGCCUUGUCUCUGUGGGUAUCUGGGUGGCGUGGAUCGUCAUGUACGUCUACGGGAACCAGAGGACAGGGGGGCCCACGUGGGACGACCCCACCUUGGCCAUCGCCUUGGUUGUGAACGCCUGGACCUUCAUCAUCCUCUACUCGAUUCCCGACAUCUGCACCUUGACCAGCUUUGAGGAGACCGAGCAGACCUUUGGGGAAGAUCUGUACCCGAACCGAGGAGUCGGCUACGAGACGAUCCUGAAGGAGCAGAGCUCCCAGAACAUGUUCAUGGAAAAUAAGGCGUUCUCUAUGGACGAGCCCAAACAAGGAUCCAAGCCCGUGUCUCCGUACAGCGGCUACACCGGUCAGCUGCGUGGGGCCGUCUACCAGCCCACCGAGCUGGCUCUCAUCAGCAAAGCAGUAGGAAACCACCCUCCGGAGGUCUCCUUUGACAUGGCCAUUCCCAGAGCGUCCACCCACUCAGCCACCGACAGCGGGAGCAGCACUCCAUCGACACACGGCAAGGCCGGGAGCGCCGCCCACGCUCAGACCAACGGGAACAGCGGAAACGGUCUACAUAGGACGUCCCAGUGGUGAACACCCUGACGCUCUCAACAACACGUCAAAUUAACUUCACGUCUUUUCAUUUUGCUCUCGCUGACUGUGUGUUUGCUGUCGCUCCGUGGUUCUCUAAGCUGGUUCUAAGAGGAACGCCGAGCCACCCGGCACCGAUGGAAAAACAGCCAAACCUUCUAUUGGCUGGCUUCCUCUGUGCCGCCGUGUGUCAGACAGUGUAGAGCUUCAUUUGGACGUCAAAGCUGCGGCUUUGCUGCAGAACAAAGACGUUUUGCAUCAGUUAGCCGGACUGUGAGCCCUCUGCUGGACCACAAUCACACCGAUAGAGGGUGGGUGCUGACGGCGCAAAUAUAUUACAUUCACCAUACACCCACCCUUCCCCCUUUCCCCGACACCCACCAUAAACCUGCAGCGGCAGCACCGGUGGAACAUUAUUUACUCGCUUUGGGUUGUGAAUAUUGUUAUUAACCACAAAGUUCACAUGUAAAAUAGAGCAACUGGUGUUGGAUUAAUGUAAAUAAGUUGUUAAUGUGUCAAUGGUUGUACACUGCAUGGAAGCAUUGAAUGAAUAUGUUUAUUUAAUAUUAUUUAUAGCACCACUGUGUGCUAUUUGAUGAUUUAAUGUUAUUUCUACCAAUCAACAAUCACACGAAUGGAGCUGAAAUAGAACUUGUUUCACUGUUUUAUGAGUUUCUUUAUUUUUCUUUCUUUAAAAGAAAACAGAAGAUGACUAUGACAUACUUUGUGUCAAUAUUCUUCAAUAGAUACUCUGCUUAUUUACCUGAUGGUUACAUUCCAGUUUAGCUUCAGAAGUACCCUCAAAGCCUCAUGGGAGUUGUAGUUUUUGAAUGUUCACAAAACAAUCAGCAGAUGUGCAAAAAAUAAUUCACUUUUCACUCUGCAGUCUUCUACAUGGUGUGUUAGGAUUCCCUGGAGUGAUCAAUAUUUGGUCCCUAACUCAAAGUUAACUCCCAUCAUGCAUUGUGCAGACAGGGAAAGGUCAAGAAUACACUUUCUUGGUUCUAUUGGAAACGUCUUCAGUGAUGAACCCGGGGGUGUGACCAAGACCAGGGUGAUGUACCCCCGACCUGGGUCCAAGCGGGGCCCUGCUGCUCCACGGAUGCCGAAUGAAAAACAUAUUUGCUGCUGGUUGAAAUGAACCUGAAUAUGGCUGCAUCCAACCAUUAUUUUCAUUAAUGAUUAAUCUGUAAUUUGGUCAAUACAAUCUCAGAACUUUGGUUUCUCUGAACCAGAGUUUGCUUGUUUUGUGUCAGUUAAACAGUCCAAGCUAAAUAUAUUGAAUUUAUUAUGAAAGAAAACAACAAACGUUUUAAAUGUUUUAACUUUUAGAAAGACAAAUCAAAGAAACCCUUAAAGAGAAACCUGUAUUGUCUGUCUGAGAAAGAUAUCACAAUGUCCGCUGUUUAUAAACCCUUUGAUUUAAUGUAUCGACAUGUUUUUGACCAGAGCCACUGUGUGAUAUGUCUUUAAUAUACAGCAAAUAAAUAUCCACUUGCCAUGUUAUGAAUAAUGUGUUAUUUCAUGUUCUUGUGAGGUGAUGAGGGCAGUCGGAGGGUGUACCAGGAAAUGUUCUGUAUUCUAUGGGAGAUUUCCUGGAAGAGAGACAAAGAAGAGUCUGGAGACUGUUGAUACACACUCUAAACUUUAUUUAACUAUACAUCAAAAAUAAUAUUGGAUCUA